Molecule: messenger RNA, 873 nt
Organism: Ostertagia ostertagi
Lineage: Eukaryota; Metazoa; Nematoda; Chromadorea; Rhabditida; Trichostrongylidae
Source: the annotation of a GenBank genome assembly
AUGGACUGCGUGUUCCGUAUUCUCAACAAAGAGUACGUUCCAGCAUUGGCUGAUCCACAAUCAGAAUACUACCAGAGCUUCACGAAAACGGUCACUGACGCAGUAGCUCGCACUCUUACUGCACCUCAAUUCGACGUCUGUGUCAACGAACUCUGUUGGCGAAAGACGAUGGAGGCAUGGGAAGCAAGUAUUCGAACAUCUGAUCGCCACUCACAAGGCGAUCAGAUUGUAUCGGUGGCGGACGUACCUCGACCGGUUGAGGUGAAGAGUCUGUUCGAGGAGAAUGCCAUACGUGGCACUAUUGGCGGAUUGGCGAUUGAACCCAGUACAGUCAAGGCCAACGCGAUCGAAGCUCCACCCGUCGAGGAUUCUGAGUUCGGUAAGGCCUAUGUGCGAAAUUUGGUGAUCAUCGGAGCUGCAGCUCUACUUCUGAUAUUCGCCGUGACCUGCACUUGCUGUCUGCUAUGUCGAGUUAGGAAAACUCGGUACCCAGUACCACAUCCGACUCCAUACCUCUACGGAAACGGGCUAACCAAGGCCCCGGCCGGUUUUGACAAUGCUGCAUUCUUCAAUCACCAACGGCAUUAUUCUCAAGCGACGACGGCUUCCACGAAGAACGGGAACAGUCCCCAAUCGGCAGAAGGUCGUGGGGAAACACCAGGCGGCAUAGGAGAGACCACCUACCAGGAGUGGUAUUCUAAAGUCGGAUCCAAACCGGCCUCACAACAACACGAAGAAGCUCCAGUAGCCGCCACACGUCCUCCGUCAACGACCCCGUACGUCUCCUAUCCAAAUGAUCCGUCCGGUUAUUAUACGUUGGGCGGUGAACAUCGAACGGAAUCAAGCAACAAGCAUUUUCGAUCUCCGUUUUGA